GGCAUGCAGUAAUGUAAACAAUAAAUUAAAUUACCUUAUUGUAAGUACAUGAACAAUUGUUCAUUUAGCUUUGUUAAUCAGCACUUGUUGCAAUUCUGAUUCACUUCUCUACGUGACUGUACCAAGUUUCAUUCAUUCCAAAAUUUUCCUCAAAUCAUUAAUUCAAUAUGCCUGUAACGCUAUAAACUUAACAUAGGUAAAGUUACUCAUGUCUGGCGUAAACAAAUAUAAAUCUUAUAACUAUCUUACUCAUAUCGUUUUAGUUUCCUCAAGAUGUCAACUUGAAUAUAAAAGCCCGUCGGUGUUCUGUAAACCUCAUUCUAACUACAGCGGCGAAAAAUGUUUAACCUACUUAUCGUAGUAAGUCUUGUGGCUUUGGUCAAAAGUCACGAUUUGACUGUUGGCUCAGACGUAGCUGGAAGCAACAAAAUCUUUGAUGAGGACCGGUACGUAAAUCCAGCGAUAUGGAAACAAAUCCAGAAUGUAACAAUCAACGCUACCGUCAAUCAGGUCAUAAGUAAAGUAGUCAUAACAGACAUGAGACCAGAAAAGGAUGGAGAAGUGAAGAUUCUUGAAGGUGGAGAAGGACAGGACAACAUCACACUCGAGCUGAAAAGUCCUACUGCUUUAAGAGGGUUCGCUUUUCACAUUGAGGCGUAUUCUGCUCCUAAAGAUAAAGUGAAAGUUACAGCAACCACUCCAAAGGUUGAGGAACCUCUUCAUCCAGGUCAGACCAGGCAGAGACGAGACCACCAAGAUGACAAAACCGACGAAGUAAAUUUCAAAGCACCAGCAACAACAUUUAAAGGCACUACUUAUUCAGAUGCAUCUCUUACACAUCCCUUAGCUACAGCAGAUACUAAGAUAAAUGAUGAAAACAAAAAAUUAAACUCCAAUCCCGAACAUGUACGUCCUGCAAGAGAUGUCAAUUACGACAAAGCGACGGAAUCAGCAAAAGAUAAGCAGACUUUGACUCAUUCUCAUCCGAUUUCAACGUUGAGACAAGAUUCAACGGAAAAUCCCCAUCAAAUAUCUACUGCUAAAAGCCUUAUAGAAAUAUCCGGAAAUAAUGAUGGAAGACGCGCCGUAAGAGAUUCGGAAACGCAUGGAGUAAAAGAUGGCCAAACUUUAACUCAUCCUAUUUCAACUUUCAAACAAGCUUCAACGGAAAAUCCCCAUCAACUAUCUUCUGCUAAAAGCCUUAUAGAAGAAUCCAGAAAUAAUGAUGGAAAACGCGCCGUAAGAGAUUCGGAAACGCAUGGAGUAAAAGAAGGCCAAACUUUAAGUCAUCCAAUUUCAACUUUGAAACAAGCUUCGACGGAAUAUCCACAUCAAAUAUCUACUGCUAAAAGCCCCAUAGACCAAUCCAGAAAUGUUGAUGGAAAACGAGCAGUAAGAGAUACCGAAACGGAUGAAGAAGAAAGUGAUGAUUCCGUACAAACAAGGAGAGAUGGGAGCUACGACCACGAUUCUCAUGUACCAACAACGGUAUCAACGGAAAAUCAUGAAUUCAAAAGGCAAGUAAGCCAACAUACUGAAAAUAAUAGGAAUUCCACCAGGACUACCAAUAAUGGAGCGUACGUGCCACCUGCGGGUUUCGCCAAUUCUGAUCCAACAAACGUUAAGUCAAGAGUAGUUCGCGAUACCGAAGAAAAGAAAGUUAAUUCACCUCCUUUUGUUACAAGCAAUGAUGCUAAAUCUACCCUACCAUCCACCUCGAAUACUAAUAAUCAGAAUUCUGGGGGCAAAAUUAUUCCCGGACAAAGACCAUACAGGCAAACAAAUACAGCUACCCCUAGAAAUUUGACUCCACUCCCAUACGCAACAUCAUCAACUACAGAAAAGUCUCAAAACAAAAGAGAUACUGCACCAAAAACAUCUGACAAGAAUCAAGCAAAGGCACAAGUAAAUUUGAGAAAUACUCCACGACCGUUACGUCAAAGGCCUAAGGUGGCUGAAAAAGACCCCAAGCAGGUAAAUAAACAAGCACCAGUAAGCACUCAUUAAGACUAAAUUAUAGCACGCAUUGUAAGUGAUUUUUGAAGUUAUAUAAGUACCUAAUUAUUGUUUAGUUUGUUAUGUGAUGAUGGUAUCUGUAAGCCAUAAACCGUCUUGAUUUCUGCUAUUGAUUUUGUCAAUGUUUUUAGCUUAACAUUCGUGUAAUAUUUUAAUGUUUAUUUUUGUAAUUAUUAUAUAAAACAUUGCAUUGUUUACUUAGUUAAAAUAAGUAAUUACGAAAUAAAAAAUGUAUUACAAAAAAAUGUUUCGACUCUAAA
Chilo suppressalis (striped riceborer) is the source of this 2276-nucleotide messenger RNA. NCBI's taxonomy places the organism in Eukaryota, Metazoa, Arthropoda, Insecta, Lepidoptera, Crambidae. The record is from the annotation of a GenBank genome assembly.